UUUUUAAAGCAUGCUUGAAUUUCAAGACGACCACUUGAUAGCUGAACAAAAGAUUAGUUUGCCUUCCUUACCCCAAGCAAAAUCAUCUCCUCCUGGAGGCGGUGAGAGGUGGGGCAUGGAGAGAUGAGUAAAGUUGCUGAUCAUCUGGGCUGUGAUCCUCAAACCCGGUUCUUUGUCCCUCCUAAUAUCAAACAGUGGAUUGCCCUGCUGCAGAGGGGAAAUUGCACAUUUAAGGAGAAAAUAUCGCGGGCUGCUUUCCACAAUGCAGUUGCUGUCGUCAUCUACAAUAAUAAGUCCAAAGAGGAGCCAGUCACCAUGACUCACCCAGGCACUGGCGAUAUUAUUGCUGUCAUGAUUACAGAACUGCGGGGUAAGGAUAUUUUGAGUUACCUGGAGAAAAACAUCUCUGUACAAAUGACAAUAGCUGUUGGAACGCGGAUGCCGCCAAAGAACUUCAGCCGCGGCUCUCUGGUCUUCGUGUCAAUAUCCUUCAUCGUGUUGAUGAUUAUUUCUUCAGCAUGGCUCAUAUUCUACUUCAUCCAGAAGAUCAGAUACACAAAUGCUCGCGACAGGAACCAGCGUCGUCUUGGAGAUGCAGCCAAGAAAGCCAUCAGCAAAUUGACAACCAGAACAGUGAAGAAGGGUGAUAAGGAAACAGACCCAGACUUCGAUCACUGUGCCGUCUGCAUAGAGAGCUAUAAGCAGAACGACGUUGUCCGGGUUCUCCCCUGCAAGCAUGUUUUCCACAAGUCCUGCGUGGAUCCCUGGCUUAGUGAACACUGUACCUGUCCUAUGUGCAAACUGAACAUUUUGAAGGCCCUGGGAAUUGUGCCAAAUUUGCCCUGCACUGAUAACGUAGUGCUCGACAUGGAAAGGCUCACCAGGACCCAGGCCGUGAACCGGAGAUCCGCCCUCGCUGACCUCGCCAGCGACAACGCCCUCGGCCUCGAGCCGCUUCGCACAUCGGGGAUCUCGCCUCUUCCCCAGGACGGGGAGCUCACGCCGAGGACGGGGGAGAUCAACAUUGCAGUGACAAGUGGUCACUUCUUUCAGCGCAGCUCUCUGUCCCCUCGGAGCCUGGUGUAUGAAAGUGAAUUCUCCACACUCGAGCCUUCCUUGGACAUGUAUGAUGAGAACAAAACCUGAUUUUUUACAAAGGGGCCGUUGGGGGUCACCUCUUCUGUGAUUUGAUUUACGAUCACCUUCCUUGUUUUGUAUUCUUCUGUCAGCGUCUGUUUUGGAAGAAUGGCAGCGCUUUCCCAGCUCAGGUGGGGGCUCAGGGGUAAGUUGCAGAGUUCGUCCCUGGUGAGGCUUUGAGAACAGCCUUGGUUCCCAGGUGACCUGGUGGCAGCCAAACCCCGCCCAAAGCUGGCCACUGACCAUGGCCCCGACAAGCCUGGCUGUUUGCAGAGGAGGCAGCCCAGGGUUCAUGGUGCAUCGUGAACAUGUGUCUGAAGAGCCACGUGCUGUCUGUGCCGGGCAAUGCUGGCAUUUUUAAAUACCUUUGUGCUCCUCACUUAUGACGCAUCCUAACGCCCACAGGCGCGCUUCUUACCGACGUGGGCACGAGUUGCUGCUGCAUGGCCCACUCUGUAUUUCCCUGUCUCUCAAUCUACUUCCUGUUAAAAGGCCUCUUUCUGAAGGUUCCUGAGAGAAAGCCUCCCCUUUUGUCCCUCCUCUGAGACUGACCACCCAGCACAGGCUGUGCCGGACAGGCAUCGUCCCCACGGUCACAUAGCAUGACAGAAGGUGUCACGCGCUUCUGUGACCACCGAACACUGAAGGCUCUGUCCCCGAGGCCUGUGACUUAUUUGCUUGGCAGCCACUGAGGCGCAUGGGGAGGUGGCACCCAGGAGGCCGGCCUGGCAAUCACCCCCACGUGACAGCCAGUGGGUGUCAAUAUCGGAAGGGUUCUGCGUGCUUUUUUCUAGAAGAUCGAUCACCCCCUCGCCGGCAGACACCGGACGGGCACCUCGCUUCAGGCUUCACCGGUCCAGCCCAGUGCCCUCCGCCAGCCUCGGGUGGGAUGAGGAAGGCGCGGGAGCUUACAGAAGAAGGCGGUGGCCCGCGCAGCGCAGAUCUGGGUCUCGUGCCCUGACUCACCUGGGAUGACAUCAUGUUAACCUCCCAAGAAACAUGCAUUUUAAGAGUAAUCCCAACACGGAAUCACCAUGAGCAAAUUUACGAAACAAAUCUAGACAUCCUUGUUGCUCAAGGACGCACCCUAGUCCAGCUGUCUCUCCUGGUGACACCGCGGAGAGUGCCAGAGCCCGCCUGUCUGUUUAUGAGGACGGACCUUCAGUCUCUGUACCCCAAGAGUUAGACCAGCAGCAAACCGCCUGCGUCCCCAAGCCGCCCUUCUCACGGACCCGCCGGGCAGGAGUGUGAGGGGACCCUCGCCCUUCCCCACGCCCCGGCUUCUCUUUCACAGCCUCUCUGCUUGCGAUUUGUUGCUAAGAUGCCUCAGACACAGUUAGGCCCGGAGCAAAGCCCGCCCAGAACCAGCGGAGCGGCCUGCGGCUCCCGUCUCGGCAGGUCUGGGGUUUCAUCGCUCCAGGUUGGAACAGUGCAGAGUUUUAAGGUCUUGGCAGUUUUUCUUUUUCCCUUUAACCAAGGGCUUUUGUUCGUUUCCUAGUUAUAGUCACUGCACUAUACAAAUAUUUUUUAUAAAAAACAGCUUCAGGAAGCCCCGUUCAUGGACAGGUUGGCCACCGGCUUGGCGAGAGAACGGAGUCCGGGCGGCUGGGCGCCGUCUGGCCUGCGGAGGCCCCAGGCUCGUGCCCGCCUUGGGGUUUGGUUCGGCUCCUCCCGUGGGAAAGGGGCCGCUCUCGCCAUGGGCACCACACCGGCUUUUCUGAACCAGAACUCAGAUCCCAGCACAGCGUUUUCUUCCGACCUGUGCGGUCUCACAAAAGCAGUCACUUUCAAUUAAAUUACUUGGGAAGAAAUGUAAAAUUCAGGCCCCUAAAAAGCCA
Messenger RNA from Myotis davidii, 2975 nucleotides. It is a transcript of the gene RNF130, whose product is annotated as ring finger protein 130. Bases 124 to 1146 code for a protein of 340 amino acids. Lineage: Eukaryota; Metazoa; Chordata; Mammalia; Chiroptera; Vespertilionidae. The transcript is spliced from 8 exons. The record is from RefSeq and is a predicted model, not a curated record.